Messenger RNA from Dacryopinax primogenitus, 406 nucleotides. RefSeq lists its product as uncharacterized. The coding region runs from base 10 to 321 and encodes 103 amino acids. The record is from RefSeq and is a predicted model, not a curated record. NCBI's taxonomy places the organism in Eukaryota, Fungi, Basidiomycota, Dacrymycetes, Dacrymycetales, Dacrymycetaceae. The transcript is spliced from 2 exons.
GGCGCAGGGAUGGGAAGCUGGAUUUUGGAGAUUGGGGGCCAAGAAAUUUUGAAAAGGAAUGCAGAGGGUCGUAGUCUACCGCGUGUUGAUCAAUGCUUAAUGCAUGUAUUCGGGCACGAUAUAAUGCCAUACGAGUUCGGCUAUCCAGCUGGAUUGAACGUAUGGGUAGUUGCGCGUGUUGGAGCUUCCGAUAUACCACUGCGACAGCUUCUUUGGAGCCGAGCAUUUGUCGCUGCAGAUAGUCCAGGUCGUGACAUUGCGUCCACACUACUUCAAUGCAUAAGCAAAAGAGAUAGCUGCAAGUUCGUCCCAGGGAAGUAGCCGUCGAGAUAUCGCAAUAUCGAAGAAUGAGCCGAAUAAUGUCAUCUAUGCCCCAUGCACGAUGCAAUCUGGUUGACCUCUUGUC